AUAAAAGGCAACUGGAGAGCAUUGGUCCCACCAGUUGGAGAUACUCUGAACGGCGCUGUGUUUGGGCUUACAGAUGAUAAGUGAAAACAUGGCUCCGCUGCGAAGCCCUACUGUGCUGUUGUUUUUGGCAUUCUUGGUAUCAGAGGCAUUUGCAGAUAGGAUCAUAGGGGGUCAGGAGGUCAAGCCGUACUCUGUCAAAUAUCAGGUAUCCCUGCAGUACAAGUUUGGUGGGAGACACUACUGUGGAGGAACCUUAGUGCACCGUCAGUGGGUGGUGUCUGCUGCCCACUGCUGGAAACCGCAGAGUCGGAUGAGGGUGGUGUUAAGUGAACACAGCCUGGCGAAGAAUGAAGGAUUUGAACAGGAAUUUAAUGUCUCAAAGAUAUUUUAUCACCGCCAAUUUAACUACAAAACAUUCAACAACGACAUCAUGCUUAUCAAGCUGAGUAGGCCGGCACAGCUGAACGCCCAUGUCCAGCCAGCUGUUCUGCCGGAUGAGAACGGUUCCCCUCAGCGUGGAGAUGUCUGCACAGUGAGCGGCUGGGGUGUGACACAGAUUUACAGUUACUCCCUCUCUCCUGUGCUGCGUUCUGUGGAUGUGAGAAUAACACCUUACUGCAAUUAUUACUACUGGGGGAGGAUCACUCCAAACAUGCUGUGUGCUGGCUCUCGAUACGGUGGAAAAGAUUCCUGCCAGGGUGACUCUGGUGGUCCUCUCAUCUGCAGUGGCAAGUUCGAAGGCAUUGUCUCUUGGGGUAUCAGCUGCGCAAACCCAUACUUCCCUGGAGUCUACACCAAAGUGAGGAAGUACGUCAGUUGGAUCAACUGGAUUAUCGACCAUAAUACAGCAUGAAGAGUGGCCACGAUUCUUGAUGAGCAGCCUGCAGAGGCAGGCUUCUAGAUGUAUUCAUUUUGAAAAGGAAUAGACGAUUCACCACAUUAUUUUCAAUGGCCUAUUUCAUUACUAAUGACUUUCUCAGUAUUUUUUAUAGUACUAAUUGUCAAUUUCACACACUGAGUUUAGUUGCAGUUCAUAAUGUUGGGAUAUGCUAAAUAGAGCCAGGGUUAUCAGUCAUUUCUAGAUGUAAGGUUUCCUGGAAAUGUGUUAACAUGCACAAUUCAUUGAUUUUCAUUUGUUCAUUGUUCUGAUAGAGAAAUAAAACACAGAAAUAAACAUUGUUAUUAUCAUUA
Molecule: messenger RNA, 1191 nt
Organism: Sebastes umbrosus (honeycomb rockfish)
Lineage: Eukaryota; Metazoa; Chordata; Actinopteri; Perciformes; Sebastidae
Product: trypsin-3
Exons: 6
Coding region: 74-853 (259 amino acids)
Biological process (GO): proteolysis
Molecular function (GO): serine-type endopeptidase activity
Source: RefSeq, a predicted model, not a curated record